AUGAAGAGGCACGUGAAGAACGGCGGUGAUCGGAAGCCGAUCGAAACGCGGGUCGUUGACAGACAACCGGCGGUAGAGACGACGGAGAACACAUUUCUGAUUAGUUAUAGAGAUCGUUCCUACGACUUACGGAAGUUCCUUAGAUACCAUCCAGGCGGAAAGAAAGUGCUCGGUUACUUCGAAAAUCGGAGCUUGGACAAAGCUCUCGACGAGAAUCCUCACUCGAGGAGCGCUUUUCAUCUGUUGGAGGACUUCACGGUGAACGAGCAAGAGAAGUACCAGGAAUACGAAGACCUCAUUGACUGGAAUGCGCCUAUACUCGGUCAAGUAGGAAAAUUAGGUGACCAGUAUUGGGAAUGGAUGAAUCUACCGGUGAAUCGGGAGAUUCGAUUGUUCCAGUCGAACCUGCUGGAGACUAUAUCGAUCACCCCAUGGUAUCUAGUACCGAUCGUAUGGAUUCCGGUCUGCAUUUACUUCCUCUACUCCGGAUUCAAUAGUAUUGCCGACGAUCCCAGUGGAAACACCUUGUUUCAAGCUUUGUCCUCAUAUAUACUCGGUAUAUUAUUGUGGAGUAUCCUAGAAUACGUGCUUCACCGGAAACUCUUUCAUUUCAAGCCACCAGCCACUUCGAAGUUACUCAUUUCAUUACACUUUAUACUUCACGGUGUUCAUCAUAAGGCUCCAUUCGAUAACAGAAGAUUAGUAUUUCCCCCUGUGGCCGGUUUAUCGAUAGCAAAAUUAUUGUGGUAUCUCUACGAAGCGUUAUUUUCUCGGACAAUGAUUUAUUUUAUUGCCGCCGGUACUACAACAGGCUACGUUUGUUACGACUUAAUUCAUUAUUAUUUACAUCACGGCGCGCCGAGGGCCGGAUCCUACCUCUACACCAUGAAAAGGAAUCACAAUUAUCAUCAUUUCUCGCAUCACGAAUUAGGUUUCGGUAUCAGCAGUAAGCUCUGGGAUCACGCUUUCGGAACAAACAUUUGCUUACCGCAGCUAACGAAACCGAUAGAAUGGUGAAUCAUUUCGUCAACACGUUAU
Messenger RNA from Dufourea novaeangliae, 1038 nucleotides. It is a transcript of the gene Fa2h, whose product is annotated as fatty acid 2-hydroxylase. NCBI's taxonomy places the organism in Eukaryota, Metazoa, Arthropoda, Insecta, Hymenoptera, Halictidae. Bases 1 to 1017 code for a protein of 338 amino acids. Gene Ontology annotation, cellular component: endoplasmic reticulum; membrane. The record is from RefSeq and is a predicted model, not a curated record. Gene Ontology annotation, biological process: lipid biosynthetic process; fatty acid metabolic process. The transcript is spliced from 6 exons. Gene Ontology annotation, molecular function: fatty acid 2-hydroxylase activity; heme binding; iron ion binding.